GCUGAGCACAUGCGUCAGUCUAUUAUGACCCGGUGGGUGCCUCGUUUGUUCGGACCUGGGCAAGUGCCUUAUGCGGUGGGAGCAAGUAGCUCCUCGAUUGAGCCGCGUACACGUGCCCAGAUCAAGGCACGAAGAAGUGAACUGGGAGAGCUCCUCUCCCAACUGCUGGUGGAUAUUGAGUUUGUUGUCCCUGCUGCAAGAGACCUCGAUGCGAUCUCUGAUCGUUUGGCCAAAGCUAUCACGGGUGUGGAGAUGAUAGCAGCAGCGACUGAAAUUCAGAAGGUUAUUGACCAGUGUCGUCAGAUACUAGACCAAUUUACCAUCCAGCAGUUGGAAGAAAUAGCUCAGCGAAAAGAUGGUACGCCAGAAGUGAAAGUGGAAAGCAUUGAAGAGAACAUACAACAGUUAAAGGAGACACUCGCGAAAGAAGAAAAGAAGCGAGAAGAACUGUWGCAAAUGAAAGAACAGGAAACUAGGCUACARCAGAGAAUGGGUAAAGUUCAGCAGCACGUUUCUUUGGAUGAGAAGGAUGUCGCCCAGACGCUGSKGMAAAUACUGACGUAUUUGGCUUUUCUUGAAGAAAAAUUGGACCAACAACAAUCUAGAAUGGAUGAAUUGGUUGUUGGUCUCCAUGUCAUUACUAGCAUUGUCAAGGGAAAARCCCCUGUGCUUGAAAAUAAUGAAGAGAAAGAAGAUAAAGAAAGAAAAGCGKACGUCAAGCCCGAGAAGUUGCUUCUUGGUGGAAUGAAAAACGGCGACACAACGAAGAAGGAAACGGUAAAAGAAACCGAGAAGAAACAAGAAGAGAAGAAACCUGAUGGGAAUGGCAAUGGAGAUGGGAAUGGGAACGGGAAUGGCAAUGGGAAUGGUGGUCCCUCCGGUCCCACUCCCUCUUCCAAGGACAAUGYCAAACCUGCAGAUCAGACUAAGCCAAAGAAAAAAGAAAAGGUGAAGAUGAAAUUGCCUUUUACUUUUUCUAAUAAGAAAGAAGAAAGCCUUCCACUCUGGAUCGCAGAGAUCCAGACCUAUGUUGGGACCUCACCGGUAGAAGAAGAGUCGCAAGUUGCGUUCACCACUUCUUGUAUGGGGGGUGAGGUGAAGCAAUGGGUUCUGGCGGAAGCAAAUGCCGCGGGGUUUGACGAUAUAGGUGAAUGGGCGAAGACUAUGACCGUGAAGCAGUUCCUUGCAAAAGUCAAGGACCGCUUUUUGGACAAGACUACAGCCGAUAAGGCCUUCGACCAACUCACCACGAUAGGACAGAAGUCCUGGUCUUCACUUGAGUCGCUGUCUCGUGAGGUUGACCGACUGUUGCAGGUUCCCGGUCUUAACCUGCAGGAUUCUCAGGUCCUUUUCAUUUACUCGCGUGCAUUACCCGAACCGAUCCGAGGGCACUUGGUCGCCGAGGCCAAGUCCGGUAAGUAUAGUUACCGUCGGCGCCAAAAGCGCCAGGACCAUACCCUCGUCGUAUUCGACGACGAUACAAUGGAGAAAUGGCCAUUGGAGAACGAGGGUGGUGGUGAUAGCAGCAGUGACCCCGGAAAGGGGGAGGUCACCGCUGCGACGGUCAACAAGGGAGGAUCGUCAUCGAACAAUCGACCGAAGGGAAGACCAUGCUCCUUCCCGCACCAUCCUAGGAUUGCGGCCUGUAGACCGUGGUUGAAGAUGGGAUUAACCCAGGAAGUAUGGUAGGAUAGGAUGGACAAUGCACAGUGCCUCAAGUGUGGCACUGCGGGGUAUGUCAUUGCCUAU
This is a messenger RNA of Chara braunii, 1749 nucleotides long. NCBI's taxonomy places the organism in Eukaryota, Viridiplantae, Streptophyta, Charophyceae, Charales, Characeae. The record is from the annotation of a GenBank genome assembly.